Messenger RNA from Glossina fuscipes, 6239 nucleotides. It is a transcript of the gene gprs, whose product is annotated as serine-enriched protein. Lineage: Eukaryota; Metazoa; Arthropoda; Insecta; Diptera; Glossinidae. The transcript has 11 exons. Gene Ontology annotation, molecular function: protein binding. The record is from RefSeq and is a predicted model, not a curated record.
GGCAAAAAGAAAAAAAAAAGAAAAAUUUGCUUAUUUUAACGCUUUUUGGAUAUAUAGAAAAUUUAUUGUUUAUUCGAAAACAGAAACACUAACUAUUUCUGAUAAGCAUUUAGUUAAAAAUUUGUUCCAAACCAAUAGUUAACGUCAACAAAACUUGCAAGCAUGUUUAUUUUAAUUAAUAAUGACUUCCCUUCAAGACUUUAUAAAAAUUUUCGAUUCUUUCUGUAACUCUGCCAUCACAACACAGCCAAUAUGAUACAAUAAUUGGCGAGAGAACGGAUUUCUGAAAAUCUCAUUUUGAAAUCCGUUAAAGCGCAAAAAAAUUUUUUAAUCACUUCAGAAAUUCAAAUGCCUGAAGCGUUGACAUUGUUCGGGAUGGCUGACGAAGAGCCAGAUUUAUCAACAUUUGAAAAUAAAACUGGUUUGGCUGAGGAUAUGAAAUUUCUGGCUUCGAUGCCGGAAUUGUGCGAUGUAACAUUUCUGGUAGGCGAGACCCGAGAACCAGUAUGCGCAGUUAAGGCCGUCUUAGCUUCUCGUUCGCGAGUAUUCGCAAAAAUGCUUUAUUCAGCUCCAUCUCCACAACGUAAGCGAGAGUCAUCAACUAAGGAGAAUAAGUUGCGAUUAUUUCUAAAACGUUCCUCAGAACCUUUAUUAAAUUUGCAAAAUGCCUCACAACAGAAAAGUGCUUUUACUCAGCAAUUAACACCGAUACCAGAGCCGGCCGGUCAUCAGCAUCAGACUCUGAUCAUCGAAGAGUUCGAACCGGAUGUAUUUCGUCAACUCAUUGAAUAUAUUCACACUGGUUGUGUUACUCUACAACCGCGUACUCUAUUAGGUGUUAUGAAUGCUGCCGACUAUUACGGUCUGGAAGAGUUGCGUAGAGCCUGUGGCGGUUUCGUGCAGUGUUGCAUAAAUGUGGAUACAGUGUGCGCUUUAUUGGCCUCUGCCGAGCGUUAUAUACAGUACAAAUGUACAAAAAGUUUAGUGCAAAAAGUCUUGGAGUUUGUCGAUGAGCACGGCAAUGAAGUCCUGAACUUGGGUAGUUUCACUUUAUUGCCACAACAUGUGGUACGUUUGAUAUUAGCUCGCGAAGAAUUGCGAGCAGAUGAGUUCACAAAGUUUCAGGCCGCUCUCAUGUGGAGCAAGAAGUAUUAUGACAAUAAUCCGAACAUUGAUAUGAAGGAGAUUUUAGGCAACUUUUUGGAAUACAUUCAGUUUCACAAAAUUCCUGCGAAUGUAUUAAUGCGGGAAAUUCAUCCGCUAGGUUUGGUACCUUACAGCAUAAUAAUGAAUGCUUUAGCUUACCAGGCAGACCCAGAAAGCAUCGACCUCGGAAAACUGUCUCCCAACUCUAGUCGACAGUGACCCCACCACGGACGUCAGAAACACAACCAAUCUUUACCAAAAAUACGUAAGGCUAAGUCACAAAGCUUUCGUACUCGCCGCAGUCCAAGUGAACGUCGCAGCCCUAUGUACCCAUAUGGUCCGGGACAAGCCCCGUUAACAUUAAACAAUCUUAGAGGUCCAGAAUCUUUGACGUCAAAGAGUCCUGUUUUGGCUCAGCCGGAACCAAAAAGCCCAGGAAGCAUUUCGCAGAAAACUUCAUUUUCGCGCCAAGGUACCUUAAGGGCUUCUCAACGUCGUAGAGAGGACAUAACUGGAUCCAUGGUCCUUAUUCAAGGUCGUCGUAGUCCUUUGGGUUUCACUGACCGCAGUCCGCAAGGUCGACGCAAUCCCUUAGCAUUUUCGAGCGAUCAUUUAAAAUCGCCCAAUGAGUUACCUUUGCAAACUGAGUUACCUUGUACACCUGUCACUGAAAAUCAAAAAAGUCCGACAAGCAUUCUACACAUGCAAGAGCGACGUUCUCCCAUAGGUGCCGCAAUGCCCUUAGACUUUGAUCGCUAUAAGCAUAGCCCUACAACGUCUACUGUCCGUGUUCAAGAUGGGACACGUAGAUCAUAUGAAAGUUGUUUACAACAGGAAGAGAUCGCUCGCACUCCCACUGGAUUCACUAUAGUAAAAAGAUCUUCGAUUAAUUUAUUUACCCCGAUUUACUUCGGAGGAGAAAAAAAGAGUCCUGUUGGACCCAUCCCUCCAAUCACAGUUUCAAAUCCACAAGAAAGUUCCCGUAUCGCAGAACAUAAAGCGCAAGAAAGCAAACAUGAGGCAGAGAAACGUCAACGGGAGGAGAAGGAAAAGGUUGAAAAAGCUGAUGUCAAAGCACAAGAAAAGGAACAACCAGAAAAGAAAAGUGUUAUGCGUGAGAUUUUAGCAUUUGUUCGCAAACCAUCUAAGCAUAUAUCGACACGCACAAACCGCUUUGCUCAUGCCUUUACGCGGGCUGAAUCAGGGUCAUCUAGUGGGCCACUAAUACGCCAAAGUACUUUUUCAGCCAGUCCGGCGGCUUCGUCAACGGCUGCAAAGAGUGCUGUCACUAAACAAAUAUCCGAAGUUGGAUUCGAACCGAAGAUGUCACUAAAAUUUUCGCACUACACCAAAAUGUCAUUAAAAUUACGUCGAUCUGGUCGCGAUGAAGAGAAAACGAAACAGAUGCCAUCCGGAUUUUUUUCAAAAAGAGCAAGUGCCGACUCUACAGCCACUGGUCUAAAUGUGACAGAUAGUAACGGUCCUGACUCAGGACGUACCACACCACUUGAUGAUAUACCAUUUGAAUUGGCGAAUGUUCGCUUUGAAAAGGUAGGAGAUUCUUACAUUAAACAUGAAAAAAAACCAGACGCAAAAAUUAGUGAAGAUGCAGUCGACCCAGAAGUAACAGAUACUACCAUAGCCAACCUCGUUGAGGAAAUCAACAAUUCUCUUAAAAUAGUCUCGUUGUCCAGUGAGAACGCACAAGUUACCGGUAUUCACUACUUCCAGAGACGUUCUGAAAGCAGAGAACCCAUAGAACCACGUAUCAGUGAGGAACGGGAAUCCGAUUCGAAUGACUUAGUUAUACCCGAGGAUUUUCGUACUGAAUUAGCUGAAAUUUUAAAGGACUACAAACCUGAACCAAUUUAUAUAAAUUUAGAAAUUUUACGCAAAGAAACUGAAGAAGCUGAAGCAGCGGCAAAAAAAGCAGCAGAAGCAGCUGCGCUUAGCGCCACAACUGUUGAAAAGUCUCCUUUACAAUGUCCGAUUAUAGAAUUUGUACCACCUUCCCGUCGCUCUUCUUUCGAUCCUCCAAGAUCACCAUUCUUGGAGAAUUUGAGAAGUCCAGCCGGUGAUAACGACACUGAGCUUAUAAACUUACAGAGGUUAGAUUCUGGAGGCGAUAGUUUUGAAAUGGUAGAAGGUGAUCGUAAGUCAAGUCGAGCGGAAUCUAGCUUUGAAUGUCCGUACUCUUCUAGGGAAACUAGUUUUGAUAUUUCCCGUUAUCAAUCGACUAGUUACGAAGAUCAAAGUUCUAGUUUUGAAAUGGUAGACAUAGAUGAAAAAUCAAAGAAAUCCAGUGUGGAUCUAAGAAAAUCCUCGAUUGAACUCCUUGAUGCCGAGACAUUUCAACGCUCGACAUCUUCGUGCGGCAGAAAAUCUUCUUUAGAAACUCAUUUUGACUACACACCCUCUGAACCAACACCAGUUCGAUCACGUAACUUUCCAAUCACAAAGAAACAAAAAGCGGAAAAUUUUCGCUCCCUACAUAUAUUACCAUUCGGUGCCUUUUCAAGAGCACGCAGUCCUCUAUCUACUCAGACUUCUUCUAAUUAUAGUUCACGAGACAGUUAUGAUUCCAGUUCAUCUUGCCCACCGCAUUCCGGCCAUGAUCACCUUGAAACGAUCCAAUCGCAGCAACAGUCGCAACGCAUAAGUCCUUUUGCUGAUCCCACCAAAAAACAUUUUCCUAUAACUAUUAAACAAAAAGAAGAAGAAGUGAAAACAUUCUUAUGUACAGAUCAGAGAUGUGCCAAUAUUUUCGAACCACGGCCUAGUUCAAUUCUCACUCAACAGUUUUCAACAGGUUCAAUGUCCACACCUACAGGUUACGCCAGCGGCAUAUCAAAAGUUGUAAGUAUUGCUGGGAGUGGUGGUAGCGCCGGAGUUUCUAGUAGCAGUGAAUUUGAGCCACCAUCGCCGAGGCGGGCAACAAGUGCUUCUCCAAAACAUACAUUCACUUUUCGAAUUGUUUUAAAAAAAGUCGAUAGCUUACCAGAGACUUUGUUUAACGAGAGACAUCGUAGCCGAAUCAUUGAACGUUACCGUCGCCGGGAUAGUAGACGUAAACGAUUACAAGAAACUGCAGGAAAGAGCUUUUAAAUCAAAGCAAAAAACAUUUUAUAGGCACAUUUUGAGUUUAGAGACUACGUCAAAAACUAAGGAACGAAGAUUUAAACUUGCUUUUUUUGUUUUGAUCUUUUCUAAAUGAACUUACUUUUGUCAGGCUUAAAAGCUAAACAUAGAUUUUAAACAUAGCUAUGAAAAUAGAUAGUUCGGCCGAUGUUUUGCGUCGAAAAGAAUAGUUGAGCAAAUUAUAGAUACAAUUCUAAAAUUUGUAAAUAUAACUAAGUCUAAGCCUAGGCAUUUGGAACUGAGAAUAUUAUGCAUCCUUCCUCUUUUUGCAAUAUUAUAUGUGAAUGCGCUGUUGCCAAUUUUCGCCGUGUAAACCAAACUUAAAGUUUCCACAAUAUAACUACGCAAAACUUAAUAGACGUAAACGAACUUUUAAAUUUGAAAUAAAACAUUAGCUCCUGAUUUUGUAGAAAUAACACAGUCUAGCAGUUGCGGCAUUUUAAAGAUCUACUAUAUCUGCCUUCCUUGAGCAAAUGCCCUGUUGCCAUAAAUUAUGACGAUCAAAAUAUAAACGCUAAAUACUUCUAUAUAAUCAUUUUGAAACCAAUUUGUACAGGUCUUCAAAACGAUCAAAAAAAUGUUAAUAUCUCUUAACGCCCACUAAAAAAAUACUCAUACAUAUGGAUCAGCAUUCUAAAAUCAAACUCAAGGUGUAGACUAAAUAUGAACUUAUAGAAAAUUUACAAAAAUCAAAUUUUCUCCCGUUAGUUAGAUUGAAAUUUAUUGUCACAUAUAUUUAUGUGUUUUUUUUCUAAAGAAAAAAAAAACCAAAAAAAUUGAUCACUUUAUACCACAAAAACAAAACUACCGACCUCAAUCAUGUCAUCGAAUCAGUAAUAUAAAAUUCCAAACAAAAAUCAAAAAAAAAAGCUCAUGAAACAAAAAUUUUGUCUUUUUUUUUAAAUCUACUACUAAUUAUUUUAUCUAAAAAUAAACAUAAGAAAUCUAACCUCAGAAAACUUAUGAUAAUCCAUAAAAAAAAGAAAAAAAAUAAUGAAAAAAAUGACUUUUCGACAAUCUCUCAGUGUAUUUUCAAGACAUGUUAGUAAUAAUGUAUUUACAUAUACGUAAGGGUCUUUUGUGGCAAAUAUUAAACAUAUACGGGUUUUUAGUCCUUUAAUAUUUAACCUGAAAGAAAUCAACAAAUAUAAUAAGUAAGUUAAAAAAAAUAAAAAUAAUUAGUAAUAAAAUAAAAACUACAUUUACAUUAUAUUUAUUAAGUAGAAUCUACUAAAACCAUUUGUUACAAAAAUAAUUCCCUCAGAUCUGGCCAGUUCUGUAAAGUAAUGAACCAGACUAAUGAAUAGGAACUUCCGCAAAAAGUUCCUUUAAAAUGCACUUUUAAUUUGGACCUGACGUCGUAUAAGACAAAAUAAAAAUUUAUAAAGCAAAACAUUUAUUGAAAUAAAAAAAAUCUAGCAAAAAAAACUUGCCUUCAGGAUGAAUGGGGAACAUACCUAUAACGCUAUUCUUGCUACUGUGCAACUAUCCAUAACUUUUAUUGAGAGAUCGAAUCCUUUUUCGCAAGUUAAUUUCUUAUGACUUUUUAACCCGACAAGUAAGAAGCCGUCUUUGCGAAUGGCAAACUUCUCUGAAAAGAUUUUUACCAGAGGGUUCUCAUAUAUAAUAUAGACGCGUAUUCGUUAGAGUAAUGUGUGCAUAAGAUUCACGACAGCAAAAUUUGCAAAGACCUUGAAACCUAAUAAAGAUCGCGCUACGUGAACGAAAACAUUUGGUCACGAAAUUACUUCAGUAGUGUAACAUGCAUAAAUAUUGUUUUAUAUUGAUUGAUUAUAGCGUGAACUCUUCUUCCUUGCUUAACAACUCAACUUUCAAAGUACAUUUUGUAACUCUUGCACCUUUCGCACAAUAACCACAAGCUGCAAAACCUGCUUCCCUUGGUUUCCGUUAGACUUAAACAAGGAAUAUUAAAAAAAACACGUGAAGUCAGUAUA